AUGAGUCAAGGGGCAGAGGAUCCGAAUCCCAGGAGCUCCAAGAGAUUAAAACUGAACGAGCAGAAGAAAACUCGCCAUGAAUAUAGAGGAGGCCUUUCUGUAAUUCGAUUCCUCUAUCAUUCAUCCAUACUUAUCGUACCGCAUAGACCUCUUUCUGAAGGUGCCAAGAACAGGGUUAUAACUAUCUUGCAGGGGAUAAAAAUCAGAAACACACACGGAAAAAGAGAUAAAAAGUUAACUUUUCAUGGUCUCACAUCAGACAUGACUCAAGAAUUCCAUGUGUUCGGCGAAGAUGGAGAUGAACAGUUUGAGUUGGAAUACGAGGAACUGCCUUAUCUGGACUUGGGUAUGAGCCCAGAUGGUAAGCCCAUUUAUCUUCCCAUCGAAUGGUGUGUAAUUUACAGCAAGGAUAACAAAAGUAAUCAAAGACUCCGAAGUCUUGUUUCCCAUGAAACUCCGCGUGACUUGAAUUAUCCUGAAAAUACGAAUCUUGUUUCUGAAACUCCACGGGAGCAACCUGAGCUGAAUUAUAAGGAGUUGCUUGAAAAAAAAUGGCAACUCGUAUUACUUGGUGGAAAUGCUCCGCCAGAAACUUUUGCCAAGUUCUGGCAGUCUAUAGAAAUUAAAUGCGGAAACUCCAGUAAUGAAAACAUUAUACAUAUUAGUAAUACCAAAGAGCUGAAAGAAACAUUGAAGACUGUAAUGGAAGGCACACAGAUUCUCCUGUGCGUGAUGGAGAAGCAGGACAAGCCAUUUGAGAGGGCUCUGAAGCGAGAGGCUCAUUUGGAGAAAGGAAUUCUAACGCAAUUGUGUAAACUCGAAGAUGUCGAGCAUUACUGCGAUCUGUAUCGCAAACAUAAUAAUUAUGACGAUUUAGAUGAAUUGGCAGAAUCAUGGUAUGUGACAAAUUUAGCGCAGGAGAUGAUUGCAAAAACAGGGGCAUACAAAGAUAAAGCUCUUCUUCCUCACAGUGCAUGUCCCCCCCGAUUUAAGUGGAGGAAGCCCAAUUGUGUCGUAAUGUAUUUCGGAUGUAAAGUAAUCAACUACUCUUUUACUCAUCUAACUGUUAUGGUUGCAAAUAUCAGUAAAUCAGAUCAUUCUACUUCCGAUUAUGUGUCCAGAGUUGCCCUCGGCGAUCAUAUGCAAAACCUUCAGGAGCUUUUUGGUGAGCUACUUAAAAUAUACAAUGAGAAUAAACACACAGAUUUGCCUGAUAGGAUCAUUUUCUUCAGAGAAGGGUUUGUUGCAAACGGAAUUGAAGAGAUGCUGCGAAAAGAAGUCGAUACUCUGAAAGAGAAACUUGAUUCUCUCAGAGAAAAUGUCUAUUCUCUCAGAGAAGAACCCGAUUCUCCGAAACCUGCUGUAACAGUAUAUUCACCCAUCACUUUCAUUGUUCGUGACAGAAAGAGUGACGCUCACUCUGUGAAUGCAGGUGAUGGGAAAGCAAAUUACAGCAUUUUCUCAGAUGAGAAUGCAAUUUGUUGCUCUGAUUUUGAGACGUUAAUCAGGAACCUUUCGUAUUCGAAGAGAUACCCAAAGCCCCUUCCGGUAUAUUACGCAAAUCGUGCGGCCCGUUUGGCAAAGGUGUAUUUGGAAGGAGAGAUGAAUCCCGAUCAGAAUAAAAUGGAUAAAAUUGCGAAGACCAUUGACAGGUCCCUGUAUGUCCGUGGAGAGUGUCAGGAUGCGGAGCAGCAAGAUCGAGCGGCAGAGCAGGAAGAGGCUCAACAGAUGGAUGAAUAA
This is a messenger RNA of Cryptomeria japonica (Japanese cedar), 1740 nucleotides long. Its product is annotated as protein argonaute 7-like. NCBI's taxonomy places the organism in Eukaryota, Viridiplantae, Streptophyta, Pinopsida, Cupressales, Cupressaceae. The record is from RefSeq and is a predicted model, not a curated record. Gene Ontology annotation, molecular function: protein binding; nucleic acid binding. Gene Ontology annotation, cellular component: cytoplasm. The transcript has a single exon. Gene Ontology annotation, biological process: regulatory ncRNA-mediated post-transcriptional gene silencing. Bases 1 to 1740 code for a protein of 579 amino acids.